Messenger RNA from Paramacrobiotus metropolitanus, 1787 nucleotides. RefSeq names its product carbonic anhydrase 2-like. Lineage: Eukaryota; Metazoa; Tardigrada; Eutardigrada; Parachela; Macrobiotidae. The record is from RefSeq and is a predicted model, not a curated record. Gene Ontology annotation, cellular component: plasma membrane. The transcript has 6 exons. Gene Ontology annotation, molecular function: carbonate dehydratase activity; zinc ion binding. Bases 282 to 1502 code for a protein of 406 amino acids.
ACUGCUAAUUGUCCUUCCUGAUAAAAUAAAUUACUCCAGUUACCUAUCCCGCCUAUGUUGUUUAAUUGGUAAUUGCUGUACUGAACUGUGCGUGUGUUUUGUACUACACUUUAAGCAAGAUCGAGUACUCGUACUCCGAGUAUUUUUUGAUCGAAGCAAAAACGAUUCAGCAUUUACUGUACUUAAUUUCAUCACUACGGAUGGACGUACCUGCACAAAGUAAAGUUAAAGUUGCGUUAACAGAUUAACCAGAAGUUAGAAAAUAUUUAUUCUUUUUGUGCAUGAUGUCCUCAUGUCAAAACGCUGCUAUGGUUUACCACAGGCGAAUAAUUUCAUUUCUCUACGCCCUGCUAGUUUGCUCCGGCCUCGCCAUCGGUGUCGGUGCUGCUACACCUGUUAAAAACUCAGUGGUCGCCAACAUUGCUACUCCGCCACCCAAUAACAAACAAAAUGCUGUGGACAUUAAUAAAAAACCAAAGAAUGACGCCGCGCCUUCCGUUGUACACUGGGGAUACAAUUAUCCUGAUCACCCGCCAUCGGCUACGGGAAGCGGUGCAGAAGAGGAACUGACGCCGGAAAAGUGGAAAGAGAAAUUCCCUCAGUGUGACUCAUCGCGCAAAAACAGUCGCCAAUCACCGGUCGCCAUUGAUACAAAAUCAAUUAGAGCAGGUUCUGAUCCACAGCGCGAUGCCCUCAAGGCUUCCAGUUAUGAGGAAGAACCCUCGAAAAGCGUAUGGAAUGCCGUUAAUACCGGGCAUGGCGUACAGUUUUCUGCAAACUGGGCACACACACCAGAAAUUUACGAUGGUGGUCUACCAGGCCAUUACACUUUUACGCAGUUCCACUUCCACUGGGGCGGCAUCAACGGACGAGGAUCCGAGCACAUCAUCGACGGAAAACCCUCUGCGCUGGAACUGCACCUUGUGCAUCGCCGAAGCUACGAAAGCGACCUGGAAGCCACACGUGAUCCUGUUGGAUUGGCCGUUGUAGGUGUGUUGUUUGAGGUAUCGAACCAAGAUAAACAACUCCGAACUGUGGAACCAUUUCCACCACAUCUUGACCUUCUGCUAAGUACUCUCAACGAGUUGGACCAACCAGAUGCAAAGCGAGAUCUCGUUCUGAAAGGCUUCCGGUUGGUUGAUCUUUUACCAGCCAAUCGCACUUUCUAUCGCUAUAUGGGGUCGCUGACAACACCACCGUGCAGUGAAGCCGCAAUAUGGAGUGUCAUGGCGACUCCCCUAAAAAUUCCCGAGAAAUAUCUGCUUGCAUUCCGGAAGCUCCACUCCAAGAAAACCAAACCUGGCAACACUAAAGAUGACCUUUUAGUCGAUAACUUCCGGCCGGUACAGCCUCUCGCUGGGCGGAAUGUUAGCGUAUACAUGCUUAGGCCGGUGACGCACAGCAUGCAGAGAUCCAUAGAGGGUAAUCUGCGCCCCAUCAACAUCUCCCGACAACUCAGCAUCCCAGAGGAACAGCAUGCACCAGAUGUGUUUGUGUUCUAAUUAGUGAAACAAUGAAUCCCUUACUAGAACGCCGAAACACAAUGCUAAAACCAGCAUGCUAUGUAAUACCAGCAUGUUAAACGAUAAUUCACUAUGAUUCAUAAAAAUUACGUUCCGAUUGUACCGUACUAUUUAGUUUACUGUACAUAUUCUCAAUGCGCAGUUGCAUUCGCGGCAGGCUGCAGAUUUUAGAUUAUCUAUUGUGCAGAGAUUAGGUAAUGACAACAAUCGGUAACGAUCUGAACAGGUAAAGCAAGCACUAUCACAGCGGCCAGCACCAACAAC